Messenger RNA from Neltuma alba, 2184 nucleotides. Its product is annotated as cation/calcium exchanger 1-like. Gene Ontology annotation, cellular component: membrane. Gene Ontology annotation, molecular function: monoatomic cation transmembrane transporter activity. NCBI's taxonomy places the organism in Eukaryota, Viridiplantae, Streptophyta, Magnoliopsida, Fabales, Fabaceae. The transcript has a single exon. The record is from RefSeq and is a predicted model, not a curated record. Bases 132 to 1889 code for a protein of 585 amino acids. Gene Ontology annotation, biological process: monoatomic cation transport; transmembrane transport.
CUUCUUCUCCUCCCUCAGCUCGGCCACCACACAACAAAAUGUCCCAAGAAGUUCGCUUCAUCAUAUAUGGACUUCAAUUCUCUCCACUUAUAUUCACACCAUUUGCUUCUCACCCAGCAUAACUGUUUCUAAUGGCAACCUUCUUCAAACCUCUACCCAGAAAAGUUUCGGUCUUCCUCAACAUAUCCUUUCUCUUGAUUCUCUCUCUCUUUCUCAAAUCCUAUCUCUACCCCUCCUAUUCCAAUUCUCAUCAUGAAUCAUCCAAUAAUUCCCCUUCCAUUUUCAACCGCCACACUCGGAUCCUCCAGGAGAUCACGCCAGAUUCAUGCACAGGUCUUCAUGAGCUCUCAGAUUAUAGAUCAAAGUGCUUGUACGUCAAAACCCAUUCUGAGUGCAGGUCAAAAGGCUACAUAAACUAUCUCUAUAUCUUUUACUGCAACCUUGGCCAAUCACCAAUCAUGGGUCAUUUUUUGCUUAUAUUAUGGCUUGCGGUGUUGUUCUACCUCUUGGGCGACACUGCUUCUAAUUACUUCUGCUACUCCUUGGAGAGUCUGUCCAAUAUCUUGAAGUUGUCUCCCACCAUAGCAGGAGUCACUUUGCUUUCUCUGGGAAAUGGAGCUCCUGACUUUUUUGCAAGUGUUGUUUCCUUCACAAGAUCCAGCAAUGGUGCAGUUGGGCUUAACAGCAUUCUUGGAGGGGCAUUUUUCGUCUCAAGUACUGUCUUGGGGAUUAUAAGUAUUCUGGUUAGCACAAAGCAGAUUGCAGUUGACAAGGCCAGUUUCAUUAGAGAUGUUCUGUUCUUCCUUUUCUCUCUGCUCGUCCUCCUUCUCAUCAUUUCCAUUGGCAAAAUUACCUUGUUGGGCUCAAUCUGCUAUGUCUCCAUCUACUUCCUUUAUGUCUGUGCAGUCUCUGCCACACAUUUUAUCUAUGGAGGGGAGAAGAAAGAAAACGAAUGCUUUGCUAUAUCUGCUGAUGAUCUUGUAGAGUCUGGCAUACCAUUGUUAGGCUGCGUUGAUGAUGAGAAACCAAGUUUAGCAGAGAAAGUGGCUGCAGAAGAUAACAAAGAAAAGCCAGAGUGUUUUGAGGGCGCUUCAUUUAAAUGGAAUUAUUACAUGGGCAAAUUUCUACAAGUGCUAGAACUACCUCUCAGCUUGCCAAGAAAACUCACCAUACCAGUUGUGAAUGAAGAGAGAUGGUCAAAGCCAUAUGCAGUAAUAUCUGUCACAUUAGCACCAGUUCUGAUAGCACUUAUCUGUAACACCCAGAAGGAAAAUGAGGAUUCUAGGACCAUUCUGGUCACAUACUUAAUAGCUGCUCUGAUUGGGGUGUUUCUGGGAAAUAUGGCCUGUGUGACCACAAACAGCACUAGCCCCCCAACAAUGUGCCUAUUUCCUUGGCUAGCAGGAGGUUUUGCCAUGAGUGUGACAUGGACAUAUAUUAUCGCUGAGGAAUUGGUUUCCUUGUUAGUUUCAAUUGGGAAUAUAAUUGGGGUUAGUCCUUCAAUUCUUGGGUUAACAGUCCUAGCUUGGGGUAACUCUCUUGGGGAUCUAAUAGCCAAUGGUGCUAUGGCAGUUAAUGGUGGGGUAGAUGGGGCUCAAAUAGCUAUAUCCGGGUGUUAUGCGGGUCCCAUGUUUAACACUUUGAUGGGUUUGGGAUUUCCUUUGGUUCUUUCAGCUUGGUCUGAGUAUCCAAAUCCAUAUGUAAUCCCUAAGGACCGUUCUCUCUACGAGACUCUUAUGUUCUCGAUGGGAGGGUUGUUGUGGGCCCUUGUGGUGUUGCCAAAGAGAAACAUGAGGCUAGAUAAGUUCUUGGGAUCGGGACUCUUGAUCAUAUACCUUUGUUUCCUUUUCAUAAGGAUGGCAAUGGCAAUUGGUAUUGUGAAGUUCUAGAGAUGCCCCUUCUUCAAAAAGGAAAAAACUCACAUCAUGUGAUACGUUUCACAUUCAAUAGGUACAAUUGUAAAUUUGAUCCUUCUUUUUUUUGGGGCAUUAUUAGCAGUUUCUAUUUGAUGAGCGGUAGGCUAGCUUCAAAAGAGAGUGGAAAAGCCAUCAGUGAUCCCGUGUUGUUUAGAACUUUGAACAUGGGCACACUCUAAUUUUCUAUAUCUCGUCUUUGUUGCUUAGGGCACACGAAUCCUAGGCCUGGGCCUUGUUGUCUUAGAUUAUUAUUAUUUUUGUUGCUGCC